GAUGUCAUGAACCUCCCAUCCCAUUCGUGUGGAUUCCAUAGUAAUGUUUCAAGGUUAAAGCUCACCUUCAUUUUUAUUUUUGCAUUCGCUUAGGAAACCACCAUUUCAUUAUGCAGGUGAAAAGAACUGAAAAACAAACUACAUUUCUUUAUCGCGGAAAACCUUUCAACUUUUUGCGAGUGAGGCAAAAAGGGAGGCGAGGAUCCAAGUUCCGAUUUUGUAUGGUUUCUGCAAAGUCGUGGGAAGGUACCGAUGCUGAGAGGAUGUUGGUGGAUAUUGCUUCAAUGGGAUGAAAUAAUAAAACCCGUACUGUUACAGUAUAUUUCAAGAUGAAAUCCGUAAUCACCUUCACCUUGUGAGAGGGGGUCUGAGGGAAUGGAUCGCCCAAACAACUUCAAGCCAACAUCCACGAAUUACGCAUACCAUGGAUAUAACCAUUCCAACGGAUCUUACCCACCCCAUCUUGCUGAAAAACACAAUGAUUUUAUUUACCAAGCAUGUCUGGCUGUCAUUCUCUGCACUAUAACUUUGGCCACAACAUUAGCAAAUGCCUUUGUCAUUGCAACUAUUUCGCAGUCGCGGAAGCUGCACACACCGGCAAACUUUCUCAUCGCAUCUUUAGCGGUGACGGACCUCUUGGUAUCCAUCCUAGUGAUGCCUAUAUGCGCACUGUACACUGUAAGCCAGACUUGGACUCUUGGUCAAAUCAUCUGCGACAUAUGGUUGUCCUCGGACAUCACAUGCUGCACGGCAUCUAUCCUGCACCUGUGCGUAAUAGCGCUGGAUCGCUAUUGGGCUAUUACGGACGCGAUUGGGUAUGCCAAAAGGCGCACGCAGGCGAGGGCAGCGGGGAUGGUCGCCACCGCCUGGAUCAUCGCCGUAUCCAUUUCACUUCCACCUUUCUUCUGGCGUCCAGCUAACGACGACUUGACUAGUUGCACUGUGAACACUGAUAACAUGCUUUACACAAUUUACUCCACGUUUGGGGCGUUUUACAUCCCCACGCUGCUGCUCAUCGCGCUUUACGGAAGGAUAUAUGUCGAGGCUCGGAAGAGGAUACUUAAAAGGUCACCAAAAGUUGGCAAGAGACUAACCUCAGCACAACUGGUGACUAACUCCCCGGGAUCUGUUGCCUCUACAACUCCGUUACACCGGAACGAGGCGGAGAUGAAUGAUUUGAGCCAGGUUCAAGUGACUCUUUCCGAUGCGCUUCUGGAGAAGAAGAGAAUCUCCGCUGCCAGAGAGCGCAAAGCUACUAAAACAUUGGGUAUCAUUUUAGGGGCUUACAUUGUGUGUUGGUUGCCGUUUUUCGUCUAUACGCUGGUUGUUCCACUGUGUGAAUCCUGCUUUUAUCCAGAGCUCUUUGAUUUUUUCACUUGGCUUGGCUACCUCAACUCACUCAUCAACCCAAUAAUCUACACAAUGUCCAAUGAGGACUUCAAAAAGGCUUUCCACAAACUUUUACGUUUUAGAUGUUGCUUGUCUUAAAUAAUGAUAACGAAUAAUAUCCCUGUUUGAAUCAGUCUGCCAGAAAGUAUUUGUCACACACAGCCCUGUGAAUAGGAAUUUGACAUUCUUUCACAAUCAGUGUGAUAACAAUGCGGUUGAUAUUAUUCAUCAUGUGUCCCAAUUUCAGUUGCCAAGAUAAAUGUUAAUUGUUUGCUGUGCCUCAACUAUUUGAAAAAUCUGUAGCUUAUCAUGAGUGUAUGACAGUAUGAGCAUAUUUGCUCGAAUUUGUUUUGAAAGAGUCUUAACUAUGGACAUUGUUCAGAGAUAAAGUCACAUAUUGAGUCAAACUGAGAUCGUAUUUGCUCUUUGAUAGCAAGGUCUUGGCAAUAUUUGGAGAGCGAACAUGCACCUAUGCAGUUUCCACAUGCUGUGUAAACAGUCCCCAUGCACCAUUGAGCUACACUGAACAAUGUGAUUUUUGUGACGACAGAGCAUUGUUUCUGCAAGGUUCUGAGUUACCUGCUUAGACUUGGUGCAUGCAGAUGUGUGACAGACAGACUAGUAACUUAUAACAUACCAUGUGUGAGAAUACUAUUACUUUACUCCAAAGGCAGUGGUGUAGUCUACGUAGAACACAGGUUUAUGCAGUAUACCCAGUUCAAAAUUUCAGGGAUUUAAGUAUACCCACCUAAAAUUGAUGUAUCCAUUAUUUAGAAUAGCAAAAAUAUAUACAGUAUACCCACCUCAGAAAAUGCUCAAAUAUACAGUAUACCCACCACAAAAAAGUAGACUACGCCACUGUCCAAAGGGAUGGUAAGUGUGCACAGUGCACACUCCUCAGUGUCAGUGUCAGAUAUCAUGAUGUCCAAAAUAUAUGAUAAAGGAGAGGUGAGGUGGGUCUCAUUAUAGUUUUUGCUUUUUACAUUGCCUCUUGUCAGCCAACCAAUCAUUUUGUCAUUGCCGGAAAAAAAAGCUGUGGGAUGUCACUAUUGGAGGAGUUGUACCAAUAAUAAUGUAGCCUACACAGUGUCAUACAGAGGUGUGUGGGUUGGAAAUAAUAAAUACUGGUGGCAAUGUUACAUCAUUAUCAUGAACACUGUUUGUAAUACAGCCAAUAAAAG
Engraulis encrasicolus (European anchovy) is the source of this 2570-nucleotide messenger RNA. It is a transcript of the gene htr1b, whose product is annotated as 5-hydroxytryptamine (serotonin) receptor 1B. The coding region runs from base 376 to 1488 and encodes 370 amino acids. Gene Ontology annotation, molecular function: G protein-coupled serotonin receptor activity; dopamine neurotransmitter receptor activity, coupled via Gs. Gene Ontology annotation, biological process: G protein-coupled dopamine receptor signaling pathway; adenylate cyclase-activating adrenergic receptor signaling pathway. Lineage: Eukaryota; Metazoa; Chordata; Actinopteri; Clupeiformes; Engraulidae. The transcript has a single exon. The record is from RefSeq and is a predicted model, not a curated record. Gene Ontology annotation, cellular component: plasma membrane.